Sardina pilchardus (European sardine) is the source of this 6470-nucleotide messenger RNA. It is a transcript of the gene ezh1, whose product is annotated as enhancer of zeste 1 polycomb repressive complex 2 subunit. Gene Ontology annotation, cellular component: ESC/E(Z) complex; nucleus. Gene Ontology annotation, molecular function: chromatin binding; protein binding; histone H3K27 methyltransferase activity. Gene Ontology annotation, biological process: heterochromatin formation. The transcript is spliced from 20 exons. Bases 579 to 2837 code for a protein of 752 amino acids. The record is from RefSeq and is a predicted model, not a curated record. Lineage: Eukaryota; Metazoa; Chordata; Actinopteri; Clupeiformes; Clupeidae.
AGUUAGCGGUUUGCUCAACUAGGCUACGAACAUCCAAAAUUGGUCCUUUAAACAUGUCAGACUGAGAUGUUGAUGAAGCGAGAAUAAGUGCCUUAUUACACAGCACUCCUGCCCACUCGGUUACGCGGGGGACAGCUUUAGACACCCAAUGACUCUGCUUCAAACGAUUACGAAUUAUGUGCUUCAUAGAAGCUUCCAGACUUAAUCGCACAGAGCUUAUGAAAUCUGGAAAAGUAAAAGCCAGCUACGCACUUCUCUACACCGUUUUCAUCUUGUCUCGCGGAGGCACGCCCACUUCCACAGAGCAGGGCUGAAUGUGCUCGUGAGGCACGCAUGUUUUUUUGCCAGCUACCGAGGCAGCAAGUCACACGUAUGAACUGAGAGCGAUAGCCACGCUCGAUUUACAUGGCCAGGCAGUGUAAAAUAUCUCCUCUGACCGUAAUGCACAAGUGAAGUAUAUCCGCGGGAUCAGUAACGGGAAGAUAUGUCGCAGAGGAAGUAGAUGAGGGCUUUAAGCCUUUUAAAAUGGGCAGAGCCCAUUCUGUUUUCCUAUCAACAGGGGGCAGUCCGUCACACACAUGUGCCCUGGGGUCAGCGGGAGCAGCAUGGAGGAGGCGGCGGCUGCCCAGCGGCCCCCUCUCAGCAGGCCGGCGCGCGGCCUCCAGGAGUGGAAGAGGCGCGUCAAGUCCGAGUACAUGAGGCUGCGCCAGCUCAAGCGCUUCCGCAAGGCCGAGGAGGUCAAGGCCCUGUUCCUGUCCAACCGCCAGAAGAUCGAGACCAGAACGCAGCUGCUGAAUGAGGAGUGGUCCAAACACAGAGUCCAGUCCAUCCCCUUAGCCACGGCCGCGGGGUCACUGCCCAACAAGAAGCUGUGCAUGGUGGAGUUCAGUUUCCCCCCUUUCCAGAACCAGACUGUUGCUAUGCGACCACUAACAACAGUUGCUGGGAUACCAUUUAUGUACUCAUGGUCUCCUUUGCAGCAAAACUUCAUGGUGGAGGACGAGACGUUUCUCCAUAACAUCCCGUACAUGGGAGAUGAGGUACUGGAGCAAGAUGAAGCCUUCCUAGAGGAGCUGAUUGAUAACUACGAUGGUGUCCAUGGUGACAGAGAGGGGGGCUUCAUCAAUGACGAGAUCUUUAAGGAGCUGGUGGAGGCCCUGAGCCAGUACUCUGACCAUGAGGAGGAAGAGGAGGAGGCCGAGGAGGGAGAGAGGAAGAGCGCAGGGGAGGAGCCCAAAGACGGACCAAUCACCACGCUCGGGGCGGAUAGGCUGAGCCCAGCCGAAGAUACAGGCUGUGAAGGCUCCAACAGUCUGAAGAUGCCUCAUGACAAGAUCUUCACUGCCAUUGCGUCCAUGUUCCCCUACAAAGGGACUAUGGAGGAGUUGAAACAGAAGUACAAAGACCUCUUGGAGCCGCCAAGUCCAGUGAAGUGCCCUCCGCUGUGCACCCCGAACAUGGACGGCCCGCACGCCAAGUCGGUCCAGCGCGAGCAGAGCCUGCACUCCUUCCACACGCUCUUCUGCCGCCGCUGCUUCAAGUACGACUGCUUCCUCCACCCCUUCCAUGCCUCACCCAAUGUUUACAAGAGGAAGAGCAAAGAGAUCCGCAUGGAGACAGAGCCGUGUGGGUUGGAGUGUUUCCUUCUGCAGAAAGGGGCAAAGGAGUUUGCUGAUCAGCACAUGUUCAAGUCCCAGCGAUCGCGUCGUCGGCGUCGGCAGCCCCGUGCCUCUGCGUCUGAUGGUCCUGCACCGUCCAGUGCGGCAGAGGAGAGCAAAGACGGGGACAGUGACCACGAGACCACCAGCUCUUCAGAGGGGAACUCUCGCUGCCAGACCCCCACCAAACAGCGGCAGGAGGAGGAGGGGGAGGAGGCGCAGGUGGAGGCCCAGGGGGAGCAGCAGUGGAGCGGGGCGGAGGAGUCGCUCUUCAGGGUCCUCCACGGCACCUACUUCAACAACUUCUGCUCCAUCUCCAGACUCAUCGGCACCAAGACCUGCAGGCAGGUGUAUGAGUUUGCAGUGAAGGAGGUCCUGAUUCACCGUAUGCCAGUGGAGGAAGGAGGAGUGUCUCCACAGAAGAAAAAGAGAAAGCACAGGUUAUGGGCCAAAAUCCAGCUGAAAAAAGAUAAUUCGUCCAAUCAGGUGUAUAACUACCAGCCGUGUGACCACCCUGAGCACCCGUGCGACAGCUCCUGCCCCUGCGUGAUGACCCAGAACUUCUGUGAGAAAUUCUGCCAGUGUGACCACGAGUGCCAGAACCGUUUCCCAGGGUGUCGCUGUAAGACGCAGUGCAACACUAAGCAGUGCCCGUGUUACCUGGCUGUGCGCGAGUGUGACCCCGACCUGUGCAUGACCUGCGGCGCGUGCGACCAAUGGGAGAGCAAGCAGGUGUCCUGCAAGAACUGCAGCAUCCAGAGAGGCCUGAAGAAGCAUCUGCUGCUGGCUCCCUCUGAUGUGGCCGGGUGGGGCACCUUCAUCAAAGAGUCCGUUCAGAAGAACGAGUUUAUCUCGGAGUACUGUGGAGAGUUGAUUUCGCAGGAUGAGGCUGACAGACGCGGGAGAAUCUACGACAAAUACAUGUCCAGCUUCCUCUUCAACCUGAAUAACGACUUUGUUGUGGACGCCACAAGGAAAGGGAACAAAAUCCGCUUUGCCAAUCACUCCGUCAAUCCCAACUGCUAUGCCAAAGUUGUCAUGGUGAAUGGAGACCACCGCAUUGGGAUCUUUGCCAAGCGAGCCAUCCAGCAAGGGGAGGAGCUUUUCUUUGAUUACAGAUACAGUCAAGCAGAUGCACUGAAGUACGUGGGAAUUGAGAGGGAGAUCGAUGUCGCCUAGACAAAGGAUGCGUCCUCUAUACCAUGAACUUUGACCUCUGACCUUGAGGUCUAACAUCCAAGUUCCUGACCCCACCGCAUUCCGUCACACUGUCUGGUCUGUAUGCCAUAGAAGCUCAGCUCAGCCAACCAUCACAUUGGAUGGUGGCUCCUCUGUCCACAUCAAGUCAAUUAGCUCAAUCACACGACCGCAUCUAACACAGAACCCUCUCUCUCCACACACACACACACACACACACACACACACACUCAAGGUCUCUCUGUAACAAAUCAGUGUACUCUGUUUAGAUCUCAGCUCUCACCUCUGUUAGACAACUUAACCUUUGUCUUGCCCUAUUUAUCUGACUAGCUCACUCAGUCUGCAUCCUAACAGCCCUGCUGCUCGGUCUGUUUGCUGUUCUGCUCCGAGUAGACUAUGCCAUGCCGUGCCACGCCUCAGUGUCGAUGUAGUCGCUAUCGUCCAGUUAGUCCUUCACGUCUGCUCGGAUCUCUUUAGCUGUCCGCUCCGCUGCCCGCACUAAAGGUGUAGCAUCUCUAAUACUCCACUCCACACAGGCUAACCGGUGAACCGGUCAUCUCUCCUCCCUGUUACUGUUAAUGCUCUCGGACACGUCUGCUGAACACCAAGUCUCUAGUGUGGUUAACCCUCAGUAGAUACUGUACAGUGGGGAGAACAUGUAUUUGAUACCAUGCUAAAGUUGCCUAAAAAGAGGAAUAUGAAAUCAUCAUUUGACAAUUGAUUUUAAUGUCUUAAUGUAAAAAAUGCUCAUUGAGCUCAAUGCAAAUCAAACAGGCUAAUAGGCCUACUGGAAAAAGCACCAUGCCAAUCUCUAGUUAUGGUGAAGGGUAUGUGAUGAUGUGGGGCUAUUUUAAUUCCAAAGGCCAAGGGAACUAUAUCAGGAUGCAUAAUAUCCUGGAUCCAUGAAAUAGCUGGCCUUUAAAAAUAAAAACAUAUUCAAAAAAUCCUCCAGCUCCUAUGGGACUUUAACAUAGUGGUCAAAUUCUUCCUUCCCCCUAGCAUUUAAGGUAGAACAUUUAUUUGUUUACGAUACAUUCUUCAAUCACAAAGAAAAUUGGUGUCCUUAGCGGUUUGAUUUUUACUCAUUUGUUUUAUUAAGGCAUUAAGCUCAAUUGUCAAAUGAUGAUUUUAUAUUCCUCUUUUUAGGCAACUUUAGCAUGGUAUCAAAUUCAUGUUCUCCCCACUGUAUGUCUUCCACACAGCAAGUCAGUGGGUCAGUCCCUGCAGGAGCUCAUCAACGCAUAGCAUCGUGUGUUAGCCUCUGUAGCUUCAGCGAGACCUCAUAGCUUAUCCCCAACCUGAACUUGCACGCUGCAACAUCUUUCCCUGUCUCAAACGCAGUCAUUAGAAACAGUUCACAUGACUUCCACAUUACUACUUAUGAAUAUCUGUUACAAAAACUCCUGAGUGAAACCAUGAGAAUAAUAAUAAUAAUAAGCCGACCUAAUGAAUGUGAACGGUCAUUUUGGCUGUUAGGCUGCCCCUCGAUUACACAAAAAAGCUUUUCAUUUCAAAUAACAAAGGCUGAAAGUUUGUUGAAAGUUGGUGUGAAAAAAUAAUAAUAAUAAUAAAAAAGCACUACCGCUUGUAGCCUAUAUAUGGUUGUGUUUCAGUGUGUUUGCCACGUUGUUGUUUAGGUGGCCUGGCCCUUAGAGACGCUGAGGUGAACAUAAAGAAACGCUAACGUUACGUUGUUCCGGGUCAGAUAGAAGUCAGAUUCAGAUAGAAAUCCGAUCAGAUUUUUUGUCCAAGGAGGAUAGAGUUCAGAAGACAGAUGAAGGGACUUGAGGGAGAAACAAAAAUUAAGGAUUAGAAGUAACAAAGACAGAUGUCGUAGAGCUAGAGGGAGACUGGAGAAUUGAAAAAAGAUACUGGAUUAGGAUGGCACUGUUUAUAUGAGUUCAGUGGUUCCCAAACUUUUCGUCGCAGGCCUACUUUUCACACCGUGAGAAACAAAUAGCAGCCUCCUGACUGCCAUCAGCACCAGGAUGCAAAGAUUGAAAGAGACACGUUACCUGUGAUAUAACUUAGGAUCAACUGUGGUACACACAACAGUUGAACAAAUUUCAGUUGAAUAUAAUCGAUCUCUUGAUUAAAAACAUACACAUUUUUAAUCUCUUGCUUGGUUGUAAAUCUGUACCGUAUUCAUGUUAGGCACAUGCUCAUGGUAUUAAUAAUUAUUAUUGUCAGCUGCUCCUCCUCACAUAGGCCUAUGGACAAAAUGCAGAGCCUGACCAUAAUGCACAAGUCCACAGAAGGCUAUACUGUAAUCAUGUCACUAAAUAUGUAGUCAGUUUAGUAAGGCUACAGUAAGCUACCGUGCUGCAAGAGCACUGUCGUACCAAAUUUACAAAUGCAACCUGUGGUUGGUUGUUUACGUUAACGUUUUUUCCCCCCCUCACCCUCCAUGCGACCGACCGUUGAGGGCCUGCCUCACUCUUUGGGAACCACUGCAUCAGUGUCAUGUUUAAAGCCCUCCAGUGCAAAGAGCUCUGCUGUUGUUAAUGUGUGUUCUGCACUAUAGUUUCAGUUUUAUUCCCCCCUUAUGAAACCAGUCUGACAGGAACUCUGUUGUAGAUCACCGCUAUAUAGCGUUAGCAGAGACUUUUGCUGCUCUCUAGUGGAUAGGUAGCGGAAAUGCACCCAGAGACAGCUAUGAGCUAUGGUCAUCAAUCUUAUCUCCUGUCCCACCCCACGGUGGCAUAUAGUCCAUCUCCCCUUGGCCCCAGAUCUGCACACUUGACUAAACUUGUCAGCUGCAGCCGUGAUCAGCAGAGCACACGCUGUAUUAAGUGUAUCAGCAGCAUUUGAAUUGAUUACAGUGAUUGCAGUUGUGUGUGCUUGGGCCAGGGAUAGACAGCACAUGUGCAGGGCAGGGCAGCACCAAGAGUUCGGUUUAGAGAGUCCCUGUAGGGAAACUAGCACGGCCAUUUAAUUUGGGUGGUCAGGUUGUUACAAAUGUAUUAAAAACAUGACAAGGAAGACAAGGAAGGCAAGGAAGCUCCACCACUUUUGGAAAUAUGAGCCACACGUUAAAAGUGCUUGUUCGCAAGCCUUGGUUAUCAUCUCAAAUGAACCCCUUUCUUGAAAGAAGUGUUACCAAAUACAACCAGGCCUUAAGUAUUUUUAUGUCCAAUGAAGAAGAUGUUUACAAAUAGAUCAUAUUAAGCUAUUAUCUAUGCUACUAUGUAUCAUGAGAUCAUUAUCAGUUACCCUGAGGGCUGUACUGGCAUGGUGCUGGUGUAUACAGCUCUGUGACUCCAGGAGGCCGAAAGUAGUAAGACGGGAAAGUUACAUUUCAAAGGCUGUAGGUGGACGCCGUAGCUGUGGGUCACUUGCAGACUGCAGGAGAGUUGAAAGUUGAUGUAUGCAUGUGUGUGCCACCAGGUGUGUGCAUGUGUGUAUGCUCACACGGUUCUCCUCCUGCCUGGAAGAAGAUAUAUAUAUUGUCAUUGGCAUCCCUCCCCCCUCAUUCCAAAAGAUGUUUGACAAGCAAUUUGAGACGUGUGUGAUGUUGUGCUGAAAUGACACAUAAAGAUGCUAAUGGUUAUCCUGUCAUGUAAAUGUUAGCAGAUAUGUGUAUGAAAGAAAAAUAAACUCUACAUUUAUACUGUA